ACACAGAAGGAGCUCUGCAUGGACACACAGCUAAAAUACCUGUUUCCGACUGAACUCUCACAGCAAGGUGCAGAAGUAUAUAACUGUGGAGACGAUGUUGGUGCUCAACUGCUCCACCAAAUUACUCUUACUGGAGAACAUGCUGAAGAGUCACUUUCCUGAAUCACUCAAGGUGUAUGGAGCAGUGAUGAACAUAAAUCGUGGAAAUCCAUUUCAAAAGGAAGUGGUAUUGGAUUCAUGGCCAGACUUCAAAGCCAUCAUCACCCGGCGACAGAGAGAGGCUGUGACAGAUAACCUUGACCAUUACACUAAUGCGUAUGCUGUGUUCUACAAAGAUGUCAGAGCUUACCAACAGCUAUUGGAAGAACAUGAUGUUAUUAACUGGGACCAAAUUUUUCAAAUACAAGGGUUGCAAAGUGAAUUAUAUACCGCUUCCAAAGCCAUUGCCAGCGCAAAGCUGUUAGACUUGGAAAUAAAGUUGGCUUCCUUCAAGGCUGUCCACUUUUCUCCUGUUUCAUCUGAGCCAGACCACAGUUUCCUAACUGGGUCAACCCCGAGACUGACCUACCUGAGUGUCACAGAUGCUGAUCUUCUCAACCGAACUUGGUCACGAGGAGGCAACCAGCAGUGCCUUCGGUACUUGGCCAAACUCAUCGCCUGCUUUCCCAGCGUGUGCGUGCGUGAUGAGAAGGGAAACCCAGUGUCCUGGGGUAUCACAGAUCAGUUUGCCACUAUGUGUCAUGGUUACACCCUGCCUGACCAUCGCAGGAAAGGUUACAGCCGACUGGUGGCCCUCACUCUGGCCAGGAAGUUGCAAAGCCGGGGAUUUCCCUCCCAAGGAAACGUCCUUGAUGACAACAUGGCCUCUAUAAACCUGCUGAAGAGUGUCCAUGCUGAGUUCUUGCCUUGUCGUUUCCACAGGCUUAUUCUAACCCCUGCAGCUUUCUCUAGACAAGCUCACCAUUAAGUAGGUGAAUUCCAAGAGUGUUCUUACUUUCCCUUAGAAGAAACCCCUUUUAGCAACCAGUGAGAUGGGAAUUAAACCAAGAGGAGCCUGUGUCAUUGAAAAGGGCCAGAGAAAGGCAUGCAAGAUCACCUCCCCAACUCCCCAAAACUAUUUGCAUCUUAGAUUUCCACCAUCAAGAACUUUAGGGGUUGGGGUCCCUGUAGCUGUGUCUCACAAUAGAGGGGUGACUGCAGGGAAGAAAUCUUUAAAAUCAGCUAUUGUUGCUCUAGUGUUGUAAGACUGAAUGAAAAUGAGUGUUUUAAUCUGGGGCCUUUGACCUCCUGGCUCCAGGUCCCUGUCAAUACCUCCUGCCAGUAAAAAUGCCCCUCCCCCGCCCCCCAGCUGGAGGUCUUGUCUCUAGCCUCUCAGCAGGUGACAGCCAUUUUCCUCUUCACUGACUAGCUGCGAGGGCAGACUAUGACUUUAAGCCACAGUUCUUCCCUGGGAGCAUUCAGUUGCUCUCAGAAGAAAGGUUGCCUCACAGAUGUUGGCCCAGGCCCCAUUCCCCUGCCCCCCAUUGGCUGAGCACCUGAGCCUGAGAAUUUGCAUUUCCCAGUUUUUCCUUCUCAUUUGUCUUGGCUUCAUGAACAGCUGCCUUCGAAAGACCGGACAGGACCUAUGGACUGUGCCAGCCACCUAGAUUACAACCUGCUUUUUCAUAACAUCUGAAAUUCAUACAUAGGUGUGAACAAGAUUAUAAAAAAUGGCAUAUACAUUUUAUGUUACAUAUAUGUUUCCUAUAGGCAUAUGUUUAUAACCCUAGAAAGUUUACAUCACAUUCAAUUUCAAUCUUAUUACACUGAAGAAAUCUGAGAUCUAGAGACAAUAAAUACUUCAAGAUUACAUUCAAUGUGAUCAUUACUGGAAAGGCCGAACUUUGUAAUUUUUAUCUUAGUUCUUAAUAAAUUAAUGUUUUAUUUCA
Messenger RNA from Rattus norvegicus (Norway rat), 1928 nucleotides. It is a transcript of the gene Glyatl3, whose product is annotated as glycine-N-acyltransferase-like 3. The record is from RefSeq and is marked validated. Gene Ontology annotation, molecular function: glycine N-acyltransferase activity; acyltransferase activity, transferring groups other than amino-acyl groups. Bases 95 to 967 code for a protein of 290 amino acids. The transcript is spliced from 6 exons. Gene Ontology annotation, cellular component: mitochondrion. NCBI's taxonomy places the organism in Eukaryota, Metazoa, Chordata, Mammalia, Rodentia, Muridae.